AUGAAAGUCACAGCACUCUGGGUCUACCCCGUCAAGGGACUCCGUGCCAUCCCACUCACAUCAGCAACCCUCACCCCGCAGGGCAUAGCCCAUGACCGCACGUUUGUGCUCUGCCGCCGCAAGGAAGACGGCUCGCUCGACAAGCUCCAGCUCGCAGGACAUCCCGAGUGCGCCCUCUUUGGACAGGAGAUUGUCGACGGGACGAUCCGCGUCCGCUACCAUGCGCCAGAGACGCCCAUCGUCCCCCGCAGUCCGCUGCACGACGAGACGCUGGCGAUCCCGCUGACGCCUGACACGGCGGGUCUGGACAUGGAGGAUGUGAAUGUGCACAUGAGCAUGGUGCGCGCGUACAAGAUGGGAUCCAAGUACGAUGAGUGGUUCACCGCCUGCUUCGGCUUCGACACGGUGCUGCUCUACAUUGGCGACCAGAAACGGCCCAUCCUGGGCACCUUUUCGCCCAAAGCCGCUAAGCCGCAGAAGGGAUGGCUGUCGUCGGUCACGAGCUAUGUCACCGGGUCCAAUCGAGAAGAAGAAAAAGAAGGAGAAGACUGGCUCACCUUUACUGACUGCGCGCCGUACCUCAUCGCCACCGAAGCAUCCCUCCGGAACGUCAGGACGCGCCUAGAGUCUGGCGAGGUGGACAUGGUCAAGUUCCGGCCCAACAUUGUCGUCGACGGGGAGACGCAGUGGGACGAGGACUACUGGUCGGAGCUCAGUCUGAACGGCGGCGCUGGGUUCACGCUGUCCAAGCUCUGCGGACGCUGCACGUCUGUCAACGUGGACUAUGACACAGGCCGCCCUGCCGCAGGCGAGUCGGGGACCGUUCUCAAGAAGCUCAUGGCUGAUCGUCGCGUGGAUGAGGGGCACAAGUACUCGCCUGUUUUUGGGCGGUAUGCGUUUCUGACCGAUGGCGUGCACUCAAGCAGCAUCUCCCUGGGUGAUGAGGUCGGUGUCACAAAGAGGAGCGAGCAGAGACCUGUGUGGGAUUGGCCGAUGAAAGAUCCUGCGGCGGCCCGCUUCUACGAGCAACGUGUUUAG
Molecule: messenger RNA, 1038 nt
Organism: Emericellopsis cladophorae
Lineage: Eukaryota; Fungi; Ascomycota; Sordariomycetes; Hypocreales; Bionectriaceae
Product: Mitochondrial amidoxime-reducing component-like protein
Exons: 2
Coding region: 1-1038 (345 amino acids)
Molecular function (GO): catalytic activity; pyridoxal phosphate binding; molybdenum ion binding
Source: RefSeq, a predicted model, not a curated record